CACCAGCGCCCAGCCUUCAGGUUUUUCUUAUUUGGGGUUGACAGAGCUUUUAAAAUCUGUAGACGAAAAGUCUUUUUCCAGAUCUGGGGAGUUUUCAAUCAUUUUGCAGCUUUUUUUUCAGCACUGCUCACUUUUUCCCUCCCUUCUUACAUUCUGAUGACACAGAUGUUCAGGCGUUUUUCUCUUGUCCCAGAGCUCCCUCAGGCUCAUUUUGGUUUUUUCUCAAACUUUUUUUUCUCUCUGCUAGAUUAGAUAAUUUAAAUUCACUGAAUCUUCCUUGUUCUUGAACUAAUGUACGGGGUGUUUCAGAUUUCAGUGUUGUAUCUUUUAGUUCUAAAAUUUCCAUUUGGUUCUUUUCAUUUUUGGUUGGUUUGUUGCUGACCUUGAAUGUUUUCAUUUGAUUUGGGAGUGAUAUGAUUGUUUGUAGGACAUUAUCAUAUUAGGUGAGUUGAAGUCUGGUAGUAGUUGCCACCCGUGUUUUGUAUUGGUGUUUUGGUGUCUGAUAAUUGUUUUCUUCUGUAGGAAUUGAAAUCUUCCUGGUUCUUUGUGUGCCGAGUUACUUCAAUUGCAACCAGACAGUUUGGAUAUUGUGGUAUGAGAUGCUGGGCUUUAUAAAUCCCAGGAGGAUACUGGUAUUUUCUAUUUUAAUAGGUGAAACCACCUGGUUAGAUUUAGGCUGCAUUUUCUAGGUUGAGGCUCAAUGUCAGUUCCAUUUUCACAGCUUCUUUGGUACCAUUUGAAUCUGUCUCAUUUGAUGCUGCCAUGGCCGUCUGAGACCUUGUAUUGUCUCAAAGGUGUGAAAAGGAUCAGAUCCACACUUGUGCUGCCUGAGGAUAGGCUGGAAAUUCAUGAGCAGUUUUGUGGGUUCACUUUUCCUCUCCACACUGCUCCUGGGACUUUCUGAGUCCCUGGGGCUUCCCUUUUCUGUUCUCUAGCUUAGGAGAUUUAGCUCUGACCCUAGAGACACAAUUACAGUAUACUCAAGGCUGGCCAUGAACUCCCACACUACCCUUUUGUCUUUAGCCCAGUACUGGAAGGAGUGAUUUCAGGGGCUUCUGGUCAGUGACUUUUGGCCCACCUAUUGCUCUUUCCUUCUCAGAACACUGCCUAGCUGCCCUGGGGCCCCAUCCAGGCUCAGGGCUGCCCCCCAAAUCCUAUCCUGGGUCAGAGCUGACUGUGUCCUGUUGGAGUCAGAGCAGAUUAAGUUGAAGGCAGGGUGAGGAUGCCCACUCCACCCCUGGAGCUGGCACAACAGCCUAGGAUGGCUGCCCAAGUGACACUAGAGGAUGCACUCUCCAAUGUGGACCUCCUGGAGGAGCUACCUCUGCCUGACCAGCAACCCUGCAUCGAGCCUCCACCAUCCUCACUGCUUUAUCAGCCAAAUUUCAACACUAACUUUGAAGACAGAAAUGCAUUUGUCACUGGCAUUGCAAGAUACAUUGAACAAGCAACUGUCCACUCUAGCAUGAAUGAGAUGCUGGAAGAAGGCCAAGAGUAUGCUGUCAUGCUGUACACCUGGAGGAGCUGCUCCCGGGCCAUCCCUCAGGUGAAAUGUAAUGAGCAGCCUAACAGGGUGGAAAUUUAUGAGAAAACUGUGGAGGUCCUGGAACCUGAAGUCACAAAACUGAUGAAUUUUAUGUACUUCCAGAGAAAUGCCAUUGAACGUUUCUGUGGGGAGGUUAGACGCUUGUGCCACGCUGAGAGGAGGAAGGACUUUGUGUCGGAAGCCUACCUGAUCACUCUGGGCAAAUUCAUCAACAUGUUUGCGGUGUUGGACGAGCUGAAGAACAUGAAGUGCAGUGUGAAGAAUGACCACUCAGCAUAUAAGAGGGCUGCUCAGUUUCUACGCAAAAUGGCAGAUCCACAGUCCAUCCAGGAGUCCCAGAAUCUGUCCAUGUUCCUGGCCAACCACAACAAGAUCACACAAUCUCUGCAGCAGCAACUUGAGGUGAUUUCUGGCUAUGAAGAGCUCCUGGCAGACAUCGUGAAUCUGUGUGUGGAUUACUACGAGAACAGAAUGUACUUGACGCCCAGUGAGAAACACAUGCUUCUUAAAGUUAUGGGAUUUGGUCUAUACUUGAUGGAUGGAAGUGUCAGUAACAUCUAUAAACUGGAUGCCAAGAAAAGAAUAAACUUAUCCAAAAUCGACAAGUACUUCAAGCAGCUCCAGGUGGUUCCACUGUUCGGGGACAUGCAAAUAGAACUGGCAAGAUACAUCAAGACCAGUGCCCACUAUGAGGAGAAUAAGUCUCGGUGGACCUGCACAUCGUCAAGCAGCAGCCCACAGUACAACAUCUGUGAACAGAUGAUCCAGAUCCGCGAGGACCACAUGCGCUUCAUCUCUGAGCUGGCACGCUACAGCAACAGUGAGGUGGUCACCGGGUCAGGCCGCCAAGAGGCCCAGAAGACAGAUGCCGAGUAUCGGAAGCUCUUUGACCUGGCUCUGCAGGGCCUGCAGCUGUUGUCACAGUGGAGUGCACACGUGAUGGAAGUGUAUUCGUGGAAACUCGUCCACCCAACUGACAAGUACUCCAACAAGGACUGCCCUGACAAUGCUGAAGAGUAUGAGCGGGCGACACGCUACAACUAUACUAGUGAGGAGAAGUUUGCCUUGGUGGAGGUGAUCGCCAUGAUCAAAGGCCUGCAGGUGCUGAUGGGCAGGAUGGAGAGUGUGUUCAACCAUGCCAUCCGGCACACCGUCUAUGCUGCUCUGCAGGACUUCUCCCAGGUGACCCUCAGGGAGCCGCUGAGACAGGCCAUCAAGAAAAAGAAGAACGUCAUCCAGAGUGUCCUACAGGCCAUCAGGAAGACUGUGUGUGACUGGGAGACAGGGCACGAACCCUUCAAUGACCCAGCCCUGCGGGGCGAGAAGGACCCCAAGAGUGGCUUUGACAUCAAAGUGCCGCGCCGCGCCGUGGGACCCUCCAGCACUCAGCUUUACAUGGUGAGAACCAUGCUAGAGUCCCUCAUUGCAGACAAAAGUGGUUCCAAGAAAACCUUGAGAAGUAGCCUUGAGGGGCCCACCAUAUUGGACAUAGAAAAAUUUCAUCGAGAAUCAUUCUUCUACACUCACUUGAUAAAUUUCAGUGAAACACUGCAGCAGUGCUGUGACCUUUCACAGCUGUGGUUCCGAGAGUUCUUCCUGGAGCUGACCAUGGGCAGGAGGAUCCAGUUCCCCAUUGAGAUGUCCAUGCCCUGGAUCCUGACUGACCACAUCCUAGAGACCAAGGAGGCAUCCAUGAUGGAGUACGUCCUCUACUCCCUGGACCUGUACAAUGACAGUGCCCACUACGCGCUCACCACGUUCAACAAGCAGUUUCUCUACGACGAAAUUGAGGCAGAGGUGAAUUUAUGUUUUGACCAAUUUGUUUAUAAACUGGCAGAUCAGAUAUUUGCAUAUUAUAAAGUUAUGGCAGGAAGUUUGCUUCUUGAUAAACGGUUACGAUCGGAAUGCAAGAAUCAAGGAGCCACGAUCCACCUCCCCCCAUCUAACCGCUAUGAGACGCUGCUGAAGCAGAGGCAUGUACAGCUCCUUGGCAGGUCAAUAGACCUCAAUCGUCUGAUUACGCAGCGUGUCUCAGCAGCCAUGUAUAAGUCUCUAGAACUAGCAAUUGGACGAUUUGAAAGUGAAGAUUUGACAUCAAUAGUU
This is a messenger RNA of Castor canadensis (American beaver), 3649 nucleotides long. Lineage: Eukaryota; Metazoa; Chordata; Mammalia; Rodentia; Castoridae. The record is from RefSeq and is a predicted model, not a curated record.